Molecule: messenger RNA, 1131 nt
Organism: Penicillium chermesinum
Lineage: Eukaryota; Fungi; Ascomycota; Eurotiomycetes; Eurotiales; Aspergillaceae
Product: metallophosphatase domain-containing protein
Exons: 2
Coding region: 1-1131 (376 amino acids)
Molecular function (GO): hydrolase activity
Source: RefSeq, a predicted model, not a curated record
AUGAACGACUUAGAUUCAGCCCAAGUCACCCUACCCCAGAUUGUGCGUCGCAAAACACGUUUUGUCUGUGUCUCCGACACGCAUGGCUACACACCCUCAGGAGCAGGGUUCAAGCUCCCAGCAGGCGAUGUACUGAUACAUGCGGGCGAUUUGACGAAUAAGGGUGGCUUGUCUGAAUUGCGCCGGACAAUGGAUUGGAUCUCUGAGACCGAUUUCGAGGUCAAGAUCGUUGUGGCUGGCAACCACGACAUCACACUAGAUCCGGCGUUUUACUCGGAACAUGGAUCCGCGUUCCAUGGCACCCAGCUCGUAGACGUGACGAAGUGCAUGGAGAUAUUUGCAGGUGCUUCCCCAUCGGUCGUGGUGCUUCAACAUGAAGCCACAGUAGUUCAUCUUAGUAGCCCAACCGGCCCCCAGACCUCGUUCAAGGUUUUUGGGUCUCCAUAUUCGCAAUUCGAGGGCAACUGGGCAUUUGGAUAUCCCAGUGAUAAGAUCAAGGAUGCAGAGUCACUAUGGAGUCAAAUUCCAGAAGAUGCAGAUAUUAUCGUGACGCAUACGCCACCACAAUCGCACUGCGACCGCAAGCCUACCGGUAUAAAUGUCGGAUGCGAGGUGCUUCGCCGGACCUUGAGCCGCAUCAGGCCGCCGUUAGCUGUUUGUGGUCAUGUACAUGAAGGACGAGGCUACGAGCGUGUUCGCUGGCCAGCCACGCUUCCAACAGCAGGGUUCGAGAACACCCAGGUCAAUGAUGCCGGUAAUAUCACACAGGGUCCCUUGCCUCCGCCGGGUAGCAAGAAACAGAGCCUAGUUGACCUCACUGGCAGGCGAGGGCCUCGCCUUGAUAACGAUGGCUUUUCAUGCAGGAGCCUAGCAGCCUCAACCAUGCUAGAGCAUGAUCAGGGCGAUAGCAGUGACUCGCCCAGGAUAUCGUACUUGGGUGGAUGCAACUUCGUGGAUGGCGCAAAAGGCCUUGAUAUCAGCUUAUCCAGCCUCAGAAGGGAGACUUGCAUCGUGAACGCCGCCAUAACUGCAACCAGCUGGCCGCAUCGGGGUGGCAAGCGGUUCAAUCCACCUAUCGUUGUGGAUCUAGAGCUGCCUGUCAGACAGGGCGAGCACGCAUCACGCUGCUAA